GCAGAUCGUGGCGGAUCUUCAGACCCUGAGGCAGCAGCUGCACCUUCUCCUCUUUCUCCUCCUCUUCUUCCUCAACUCUUCGCCACAAGUCGGGCACCGAACAGCCGGUCCGUGGGGUGACAGACCCGGCGGGGAAACGUGCAACAUGCCCGCUGAGCAGCUUCAACCGGGCGCGGUGUCGGUUUUUCCACUUUUUGGGGAAUUUACGCGGACGAGCGGAGGAAGACUCCUGGUGGAUCCGAAGCGCAGAGAGCUGCUCGUGCGUUGAUUUAUAUCCCGGAGAUGCCAGUCAUCUCUCGCCUCCGUCCUCCUCUGGGUCAGAUCGGGAUGGAUGUGGCGCAGUGAGCCUGCGGAUAAUCACAGUUUGGACUUUUUGGUUACCCCUGCGCUCGCGGCUCUCCCUCAUGCAGCUCCUCCGGCUGGCCUGGGCUCUGACUGCCGCUGCGGUCUGCUUCCUCUUCCUCCUGGUCAUCCACAACCAGAUCCUGAGAGAAGGUCAGCUGGCGGCAGGGACCUGUGAGAUCGUCACUCUGGACCGGGACAGCAGCCAGCCGAGGAGGACCAUUGCUCGACAGACGGCCCGCUGCGCCUGCAGGAAGGGACAGAUCGCCGGGACGACACGAGCCAGACCGGCCUGCGUUGACGUUCGUAUCGUCUGGAGUCGACAGUGGUGUGAAAUGUCUCCGUGUUUGGACGAUGAAGGUUGUGAUCUCCUGGUCAAUCAGUCGGGCUGGACCUGCACGCAGCCAGGAGGCCGAGUCAAGACCACCACGGUCUCAUGACAGCGGCGGCAAGGACAGACGCUCCCCAGAGAAAGACUGGUUCCCAUCGGCCAUCACCCAUCAUCGCCAAGCGGAGCAGCAUCCGCCACCGCCACAGCUGCUGAUGACCAAUCAUCAGCCACUAAGAGCGAGGCAUUGGCACGUCCUGCUUCAUGCUUGGAGUGACUUGUGGAAGUUCUUCUUUCUGGGAAGAAAGUGACUCCAUUUGAUUUCGAGGAGAUUUGAAUUGCAGUGGAUUAUGACGAGCUGCUGGAUUGAUUUCUUUUGUUUGGCACAAAACUCUGUUUCAUUUUUACAGACCAAAGAUGAACAGAGCCAACAAUGAGACGGUUUAGAGGGGCAGAGACUUUUCAGAACCCCCCCUUCACCACCAUAUCCAUGUAAAGAAAUUAACACAUUGUGACAUUAUACAUUAAGUGACUUAACUGAGCAAAGUAAAACUGUACAUGAGUUAAUGAUAAAACAUGUGUCUGUAUGAGGACUGAUGAAGCUGGUGAUGUUUCUGUUAGGACAGAAAAGAUAAGUCGGGUGGAGAAGGUGAAAAAUCAUAUCAGUUUUUAUGAUAAGAGUAUAAAUCUUUUAGCAGAAACCUGAAGAAAUAUUUGAAAGAUUCAAUUAGAAGCAGUCUGGGAAAACUGUCAGUCAGCCAUGGCAGGAAAAACAACUAACACGCCAGGUGAAUGUACUUUUAUAGAAAACUAUGUACAUUUAACUAUUCGUACAGUUACACAAAGAUUGAACACAGACACUAAAUGAACCUCAGACAAUAACAUUUAUCAUAAAACUUUAUUUUGAUGUUUUUUUAAACAUGAAUAUUGUUUCACUGAAGUUGCUUUCACACCAAGUCACGUUUUAUUUGUACAGUUAUGCAUGUUACUAGUCAGCUGCUAGCCAAACAGCUGAUGAAUUAGCCGCUGAUGGUGAAGCAUGAAUGAAAUAGCCACAAUAUGAUGAAUGAAUUUAUCAAAAUAUAAAUUACAUAUAUUAUCAAUUAGUUUAAUCAUGCUUGCGGCGUGGCUCUAUGGAUGUUAGUUGGUCCACCACAACUAUUGGAUGUCUUCUCAUGAAGUUUAGUUUAGAUAUUCAUGGUCCCAGAUAAUUUAUUGAACUGACUGGCUAAGUAGUAAUUGUUAGCAUGCUAACAUACUAAACUACGAUGAUGAGUAAGGUAAACAAUAUACCUGCAACAUGUUAGCAUUGUAACUGUGAGCAUGCUAACAUUAGCCCUUAGCUCAAAGUAUCCAUGUGCCUAAUUACAGUCUCACAGAGCCGCUAGAAUGGAUGUAGACUAACAGCUGAAUUCCACUGGACACGGCGGCGUCAUUAUUUUGGCUGCGAGAUGGAUUUUUUCCACCCUCUGUGCAGCUUCAGAUUAAACUCAAAGUGUUUCAGGAGCAUUUUAGGAGUGGAGCAUUUUGCCUGCCGGACUUGUUAAUUUUUCCUUUUUGUGCUUCUACUAGCUCAGCUCCCUGCUACCCGGUUUAGUUCCGUCCUCCAAUUGUCUUCAUACCCUGCAGGGAACAUUUCAGAAGCAGAGCGAUUUUGCUGACUUGCUCAGAUGUUGAUUUGGUAAUUUGUUCUUGAUUUUGUCGUCUGUUUUAAAUUGUGUUUAUUGUUGAUAUCCAAUUGGGAGUCUGCACACGUUGUUUUAUUUUGUAAACUGACCAGAUUCUCUACAUCGUUUCUGUGUCUGACUUCCUGCCCGGUUUGAUAUGCUUCUGUCGCAUGCAGCAGAGCAGAGAGACACUUCUGAAACGCGCUGCGGCACAUCUGGUGGACUCACAAGCGUUGUCUAGUGGAAUUCAGCCUUUAGUGUGAGUUUAUUGAUGUAUGUCUCGUCUGUUGAGUUAAUAUCAAAUAACAAAUACACGGCUUCACAGUGGACAGAUGACAUCUCCAACUUUAAAAUAUUCUCCUAGAGGUUUGAUAUCAGUGUGCAAAGUUUCUACUUUUUAUCACAAAAACUGCAGAAUUCUUAAUGAUUUCUGACUCUUCUCCACCAGACUCCAUUAUGCAUCAUGGAUCAGAUUUUACAUUUUCCAGUGCCACUUUUGGACAUCAUGCAGUCAGCAUGGUAGGUUUUAAUGAAACAACAAGCAAACCAUUUCACAACAGAAGCCAAGCUGUCGUGUCUGUUUGGGGGGAGAGAAGCAUUAAAUGUAUUUUCAAAAGCCUAAAGUUCUAUAUUUAACAAUUUUAUAUGUUGUAUCUUUGUAGAAAUCCUUAUUUAACAUCAUUCUCAUGAAUUCACAGCCAGCUGCAGAAGUGAACACCACUGCUGUUCAAAGCGUUUCUGACAGUCGCACUGUUUCUCACCAGGUCGGAGAAAAAGUUUUUGAUACCACUUUCUUAUAAGUCACCCUUUAUGAAGCAUUUUUAAGUUGCAACUAAUGAUUUUAUUUAUUAUUAGGUAAUCAUUUAGUAAUGCUUUAUAGAUCAGUUACAAAUUAAUACCUAAACUUUUACUUAGCUAGUUAUGUCUGUAGUUACAAUUAUUAGUAAGUCAUUAAUAAAGAUUUCUUACAAUAAUCCAUUAAGUCCGCAGAAAAUAUAAAUAACUCUUUACCAAAAUGCCUGAGACCUGAAAUAAAUAGCUAAAAAGACAAAUCAAGUGUCAUGUUAGAGGGGGGUUGCAAAAGAUUAAUAGAUUAUUAACAUAAAUAAGUCAAGUCAUUAGUUACAACCUAUAAAUUGUUUUUUUGUGAGAAAGUGGCAUUGAAGUUUCCUCCAGUUAUUGUAGGUUAAGUACACCAAAUCCCAGAAUGCAGUGUGUCUGUAGGUCAUUGCCUUAUUCAUCUGCGUUUCCAUCAACUGGAGAGAUUAAUUCACCGUCUCUGUUUUGAUGCUCUGCCAGUAUGAACCAUAUUUUUCAUUAAACAGUAAACACAU
This is a messenger RNA of Micropterus dolomieu (smallmouth bass), 3671 nucleotides long. RefSeq names its product chemokine-like protein TAFA-5. The record is from RefSeq and is a predicted model, not a curated record. Gene Ontology annotation, molecular function: receptor ligand activity; G protein-coupled receptor binding. NCBI's taxonomy places the organism in Eukaryota, Metazoa, Chordata, Actinopteri, Centrarchiformes, Centrarchidae. Gene Ontology annotation, biological process: G protein-coupled receptor signaling pathway. The coding region runs from base 405 to 782 and encodes 125 amino acids. The transcript has 5 exons.